ACUGAUGUGCAGCCUUCGGGCGAUUAUGAUGGUUCGUACAUCCAGUCGAAAUCGUCGUCGCUUGGAAUUUUGACUAACGGGAUGAUGAAUGACGACUCGAGCUGCAUGCAGUCAGGCGACAAGAAGGAAGUGCAAGCAUGGUUGAAGAAUGGCGCACCUCUGAGCGAGAAGAAAAACGCAACAUUCAACGACAACAACGACGAUGACGACGAAGAUACCGUUUCAGAAGUAAAGUUUGACGACAAGGAGUUAGAUGAUCUCCUAUGCGACGACUACAGCGUGACGGGCGAAGUGAACUACGAUUCGGACUGUAGCCAAAAAUCGGUGUCGUUGACAUCCUCAAAAAACGGCUUAGCUUUGGAAACCGGCGGACCGACAAAUUUCGAUUGGAGUACUCACAAAGGUGCACUUGUUAGGAAACCGGAGUGGAUGUCGUCUCGAGAAAAUAGUUACGUAUCACCAGGAACGUUGUUGAAAAGUAAAUCCGGAGCUGUAGGUUCGCUGAGUCACUCAGAUGUUGAUCCGCCAAGUUUUGGUUUCAGUUCAGUAUCGCCUUUGCAUACUUCUUCAAACAUUUCCAGAGGAAAAGAUGAUGCUACCGGUUUAGAUAAUCUUUAUGACGUUGGUGUUAAGCCAAAGAAUGAUGCAAAUGGGCCAAAUUACUCAGGUGGACCAGGCAGCAUCGAAAGAUCACAACACGUUGAGGCCGCAACCGCGAUAAACCAACACGAGAGAGAGGGGAGAUAUUCUAACCAGCUUCAAAAGAAGAAAUCAAAGCCGACGGAGCAACAUUCAUGCUUUGAGCCCUCCAACAGCGAUGAUUUUCAAUACAGCAGUGAUCGUGAUGAGUUUUCUACCUUGGCUAUGAGUGCAUUUGACGGCCUUCUGCACGAUAUGUCAAUGAACAACAGCUCGACAUUUCUAAUGAACAAGGUUCUGAAGGCUCGGGAGCAAUAUAUUGCUCAGUCGCGGAACAUGUCCACGAGAGUCGUAGAUGCGGCGACGACUGGCCCCGCUACUUCCGUUUCCCUCAGGGAAAAAAUUCAAAGUACCUCCUUCACACCUCAGUUGCAAAAACAGAAACAACCGUUGACCACAACUGAGUCACAAUUCAAAAUUCCCGACUACCCCAAAGCCUACGGGUGCGUGGUAUCCUCAUCAUGCUACGAGAUGAAAACCGACAAGGGCCAAGGACGUGCUUCAAAUAUGGGAACCAGUGAUGAACGCAGUUCUCCGUCUUCUCAACAUUUUACUUCUGAAUUGUCAGCAAGAUCUACAAAAUCACUGCUGCUCACCAAUAAACAGGAGAUGUUCUUUGGAUGUGUAAAAGCAGGUGGCGACUCGGUCAGCCAAGUGGCGAUACUUCGCAACGGUUCAGCGACGGAAAUUCUGCAAAUAAAGAUCUUCUUGAAACAUGAUCUACCGGGUUUCAAGCUCGACAAUCUGCCAGCGUCGUCCUUUAUCCAGCUUGGUCCACAAGAAACGUUUCAUUUACGAGCGUCAUUUGAGCCACCUGCGACACAAUUCUACCAAAACAAGAUCAUGUUCUUGCCGGUGGUGUCACGGCAAAAGUUUUCAAUCCGUCUGAACGGCUUCGGCGGGUGUGCCGAUGUCAUACCACGACUGACCACACGCGGAAACUCGUUCGCCUAUGAAUUAAUGCUGACGGGCACGUUGACCAAGUUUUUUAUGAUCAAUACAGGCUCACGAGACGCAUUCGUGAAAAUCACAGCUUACUCAGAUCCGUUGUUUAAAGUUCAGUUGCCAGAAGACGUUCUCCAGCUUUACCCAUCGAACUUUGUUCUUCCGCACCUUCAGUCUAAACAAAUCACCUGUAGCUCAAGUAACCCAACUAUCACCGACGUUGUUGCCUUUCUGCGCAUAUAUUGGGGCGAAGAAAUUAUGCGUCGACGAUUUAAAAAACAUGGAAAAUCCUUACCUGCUGCCGCCAUGGUUCAUGACGAAGAUUUCAACGUUCCUUUUGACGGCGAAGAAAACGUUGUGCCAGAAUAUGGCUGCGGCAUUCUGGAGCACGAGGAACGUAUGUUUGCUGGUAGCAUACGGACGAUAGAGGUGAUAGUUAUGAACAGCAUUCCCAAAUUUGGCGAUGCCGACAGCACAGUUUUUCUACCGGUUGGAUAUGACGAGACGACAUGCGUGGAAAGCAGAGUUUUUGGCGGAAGCAUCAUCACGAUUUACCCGGAGGUUCUGGAGUUCGGCGAAGUUGCCGUCGGAUGCACUAAAAGCAUGAAGAUUGAGAUACGCAAUCUUUCCGAUAAAGAUGAGCUGAUACAAAUGAGUAUCGAAGACGGACCAUACUCUCUGAAGUGCACUAGCUACAAUCUGAAGUACCGUUAA
Messenger RNA from Soboliphyme baturini, 2358 nucleotides. The record is from the annotation of a GenBank genome assembly. Lineage: Eukaryota; Metazoa; Nematoda; Enoplea; Dioctophymatida; Soboliphymatidae.